Echinops telfairi (small Madagascar hedgehog) is the source of this 1578-nucleotide messenger RNA. It is a transcript of the gene ACTL10, whose product is annotated as actin like 10. The transcript is spliced from 3 exons. The record is from RefSeq and is a predicted model, not a curated record. The coding region runs from base 1 to 1464 and encodes 487 amino acids. Lineage: Eukaryota; Metazoa; Chordata; Mammalia; Afrosoricida; Tenrecidae.
AUGUGGAGAUACGGACUGGGCGCGGUCACAGCAGACGACGCCUGCAGCCUGAGCACGGUGAAGAGGACCAGAAGCGGAGAGUCAGACACUCCAUUCAGAGGCGGGGCCUCAGACUUCUGGGCGGAGCCAAGGGCUGCAAACGAGCCCCAGCGGCUCUCCACCGCCAGAAGGCCUGGGGGGCGGAGUCUCCAAUCAGGGGGCGGGGCCUAUGUCCGAAGGGGCCAAAGCUCCCUUGUGCCGGCUGAGAAGGUGGAGCCGGACCUCGCCCCGGGGCAACUGCACCCUCCGCCGCAGGGCAGGCAGGCCCAGAAGGUGGCUUCUGCGGUGGGGAGCCGCGGGGUGCGCGGGCCGCCCCAGCUGGGCCGCGUCGCGGUGGUGGUGGACCUGGGCUCGGGCUUCACCAAGGCCGGCUUUGCGGGCGAGCACCAGCCGCGCCUGACGCUGAAGAGCUCCAGUCUGGUGCCCAGCUGGGACCGGCCCGUGCUGCCCGGCACGCCGGGCUACGAGCUGGCGGGUGGCGUGGCGCGGGCGCACCCCAUCAAGCACGGCGUGGUGGUGGACUGGGAAGCGCUGGAGGGGCUGUGGGAGCGUCUGCUGGUGGGCGGCCUGCGGGUGUGUCCAGAGCAGUGGCCCGUGCUGGUGAGUGACUCGCCAUCGGCGCCGCCCGCGGGCCGCGAGAGGGUGGCCGAGUUGCUGUUUGAGACCCUGGCGGUGCCCGCGUGCCAUAUGGCCAGCACGGCCCUGUUGGCGCUGUGCUCCACGGGCGCGUUCAGCGGGCUGGCAGUGGAGGCUGGUGCGGGCGUGUGUCACGCCACGCCCAUCUAUGCAGGCCACUCCUGGCAGGAGGCCACCUUCCGAUUGGACGUGGCAGGCACCACGCUGUCGCGCUACCUGCGGGAGCUGCUGGUAGCGGCGUGCCCGGACCACCAGCUGCAGACCCUGCCCCGCAAGGCCAUCACACAGCUCAAGAAACGUUAUUGCUACGUGUCGCAGGACUUCGAAGGAGACCUCCGGAACCCUGCCCGCCAUCAACAGACCAGCUUCUUCAUAGGCAAUGGCAGCUGCGUCCAUCUCGGCAGCGAGCGCUUCCGCUGCCCGGAGCCCAUCUUCCAGCCGCGUCUGCUGGGCCAGUCUGAGCCGGGCCUGCCCUCGCUGGCCUUCCAGGCCCUGCAGAAGAUACCCGCCACGCUGCGGAAACGGCUGGCCGACACCAUCGUGCUGGCCGGUGGCUCCACACUUUUCCCUGGCUUCACUGAGCGCCUGGACAAGGAACUGGAGGCCCAGUGCCUGCGGCACGGCUAUGCGGCGCUGCGGCCACACCUGGUGGCCAUGCCUGGGCGUGGCACAGCCGUGUGGACAGGUGGCUCCAUGGUGGCCUCCCUGAGCGCCUUCCAACGCCGCUGGAUGACCCGGGCCAUGUACCAGGAGUACGGCUCCAGGCUAGUGCAUGAAGUGUUCAACUGAGUCUGGAGUCCCGUUGGGCUGGAGGGGGCGGGGCGGAAAAGGCACUGCCCAGACGGAGCUGCCACUCUGUCUGGACCUGCAGCCUCGGAUUAAAGUCUGAGUUUGGAGCUAGCA